AUGGACCCGUUAUCCAUCACAAGCACAGUAGCUAGCAUUGUUGGGAUCUGCCUGAAGACAGCAAAGUCUCUGAGCGACUUACGUGACAAAUACAAGGAUGCCGAAAUGACUAUUCUUGCAAUUCAUUCCGAGACAUCUGUCAUUGGCGCAACUCUUUCAAAAAUUCAAUGUCUACUGCUGACCAACCCGGAAGCUUUAUCGCCCAAGAUCCAAGAAGAUCCGGGUAUAGAAGUCAAAGCUACUUUCGAUGUUGCUCUGACAGGAUGUGCAAUGAUAUAUUCUUGCAUUGAAAUUGAGGUUGGGAGGCUGAGGUCAUAUGCGGCUGAAUCUGAUCACCCCAGCUGGAAAGCCAAGUCCAAGUUCCUGUGGAACGAGGAUACUAUGAACCGUCACUUGGACAAUUUACGAGGGCAGCAAAUCACACUUACUCUCUUCGUUUCAAUCCUUCAAAUAUGAGCCCCUUGGCUCCCCAUCAUUGACGAAUCUAGUUUACAGUAUCGAUAUUGACAAAACAAGUGAAACAUCAGCAGAUAUUCAUCGAAUUGUCAAAGAAAAGAACACGGAGGAUGUUCUAGAAAGCGCUGCUGUUCGAACGAGAACACUUCGAGAUGCUUAUCCACAAUCCAAGGCCCCUGCAUCCAUUUUUGACACGCAUCAAUUAGAGGAUACGCGAUUUGGUGAUGGCGCUUUUAUCCUCGGCUCCGCCACGUUUGGAUUCGAUGACGCUAUUAUCAAUUCGCAUGUUUACCGAAGAACACUUGCUGAUGCUACGCAAUACGGCAAGAACCAAUCCGAUCUAUCGCCUACCAGUUCUGACGCAGGAUCUGCACUAAAUACCCAAGGAGAUGAAAUGUGACUAAUUUCCCAUCUUUCAAAACCUGAUAGAAGCAUCGGCUCAGAAGUUCGUAGAAAGAAGUCCGGAUCGAGUUUACAAGUUCCCAACGAAAUCUCUCGCCAACGGAAUUCGACACUCAGCAGUACAGCUGCAAUGCGUGCUUGUUCAGGAUCCGUCAUGGGACCCUGGGCAAAGUAUACAACCCGCAAGUUCAGAACAAGACAGUUGCGAUUUGAAGUCGUAUUUGAGACACCCGUGCUUUCUUGCUGUCCUACUACGAAUGCUACCGGACCGAUUCAAAAACGUCCUAUUCAUUAUAUUGAUGGAACAAAUAGCUUCUACAAUGACACACGCAGUAGUCAUGAAAUUCUUCAGCCGGAUAAAUCCUUCAUGUAUUCGGCAGACGACGAAUUGGCGAGUUGGGUAAAACUCCUUUCAAGUCUCCAGAUGAUAGAGAAAGAUUCUCGUCAGUGUGAUUGUCGGUCAUUCGACUUCAAGGAAGCAAACUCAGUUAUAUCCCAAACCCUACAACUGACCCUUGGAACCUCCGAAACAGAUUUGGCGAUAACCGAUCCAUUAAAAGGGUUCUGGAGCAGCUUCAGCGAAGAUUAAUUCCAAGAGUCACGGGAGGUGCUGAGGAUAAACACAAUAUCCGCUUCUUAGGCCUUCCACAGAUCCUGAUGCGCUUGAACAACGAUGAUACCCAGUUCAACGCGGGAACUUUCACACUCGAAGCCAGAGAUCGCUUACAAAGGUUUAUCCUAGAGAUUGACACAGCCCUUAAAAACUUCCAACAAACCGAAGUUUUAGAAGUUAUAUCUGGCCACAUCAACACCAUGGUACUUGAUAUCACGAAUCCUACUGAUGUACUCCGGAACAUCUCCUUAUAAGAAAGUGGACAAACCCUGGAAAAUCUUGUGGGCUUUUAUUUUGAUGAGAUAAGGCCUUCGGUUAGCAAAUCUGGCCAUAAACCGCUUUCAGAUGAGACCAAAGUUCAAAAAGACAUCAUUUGGAAAACCCUGAUGAUUCGGAUGUUUGUUGGUUGUCAUUACAUGAUUUCAAUGAGGGGGACGUCAUGA
This is a messenger RNA of Hymenoscyphus albidus, 1914 nucleotides long. The record is from the annotation of a GenBank genome assembly. NCBI's taxonomy places the organism in Eukaryota, Fungi, Ascomycota, Leotiomycetes, Helotiales, Helotiaceae.